This is a messenger RNA of Helobdella robusta, 669 nucleotides long. RefSeq lists its product as hypothetical. The record is from RefSeq and is a predicted model, not a curated record. The transcript has 7 exons. Gene Ontology annotation, cellular component: voltage-gated calcium channel complex. The coding region runs from base 1 to 669 and encodes 222 amino acids. NCBI's taxonomy places the organism in Eukaryota, Metazoa, Annelida, Clitellata, Rhynchobdellida, Glossiphoniidae. Gene Ontology annotation, molecular function: voltage-gated calcium channel activity.
AUGGCCUUACAGGAUUACUUGAUGUUGGAUCCCAAGGUCACAAAAAUAGAUGGAAGUCGUCUACUGGAAGAAAUGAACGAAAAGAUGAGCUCCAUGCUGGCCAAGAAAGUUAAAUCAGUCUCGGACUUGGUUGGGCUUGCUGAACGUUUUUUCUCCGAAUAUCAAUACGACAACGAAAUUAAGAUGAAAUACUACAACUCAAAAUUGCUAAAUCUGUCAGAGUUUGAGCUAAGAGUUGGUGAGAGGUUCAAAAACAUCGCCAUCAACCUACAACACAGUACCAUUCACGUGCCGACUAAUGUUUAUAACGAAUCCGCGGUCAUUUUGAAUGGUGUUUCCUGGACUGACCAGCUGAACACAGCUUUCGUCAACAACUUCCGAAUAGACCCGACUGCUACUUGGCAAUACUUCUGCAGCUCCAGCGGCUUUCUUCGCUUCUAUCCGGGUACAAAAUGGGAAACACUGAACAUCGACACGUUCGACUGCAGAGUUCGCGAUUGGUAUCUCCAAGCGGCAGCCUAUCCGAAAGAUCUGAUAAUCUUAUUGGAUGUAAGCGGCAGUAUGAGAGGUCUUCGCAACCAAAUAGCCAAGGCCACAGUCCACAAAAUUCUCGACACGUUAAACGAUGAUGAUUUCUUCAACAUCAUCAAGCCAUAUUCAAAAACAUAA